Messenger RNA from Funneliformis mosseae, 192 nucleotides. NCBI's taxonomy places the organism in Eukaryota, Fungi, Glomeromycota, Glomeromycetes, Glomerales, Glomeraceae. The record is from the annotation of a GenBank genome assembly.
AUGGGGCAGCAUGAUGUUACGCGUGGGUGGGGGCGUGACAUGCUUAUCUUUGGUAAGCCCGUGGGUACCCAGUUUUCUGGAAGUCUCAUGCCUAUGGGUACCAGCUUUCUGCUGCAGUCUCGUAGUAGGGCCGAAGUAUUUUGUUUAAGAAAAUCUUUUCAAACGAAUACGCAAGAAUAUUUGUUUAACUGA